UGAGAAAGAACUUGAGUAAUAAAUGAUUAUUGAAUAAUGAAUCUGUGAUUAAAAAAUUAAAAAAUGACUGUUAUUGUUGACAAAAUUAUAAAGAGUUUUGCAUAUAAAGCACAUUUAAAAUCUUUAUUAUUAACAAGAAAAGUUUUAAAUCAACAACCAACUGUGUAUUUAUCGAGCACACCGGUUCGUCAUAAUCCUAAAUACAUUGCCAGACGGGCUGUCCUUUAUGUACCAGGUCAUGAUGAAAGGAAAAUUAAAAAAAUUCCUGCCUUGAAUGUAGAUUGUGCAGUACUUGAUUGUGAAGAUGGUGUUGCAAUUACAAAAAAGGAAGAAGCAAGGCAUAAUAUCCGAAGUAUUUUAGAUGAGAUGGAAUUUGGCAGAACAGAAUGCUCUGUAAGAAUCAACUCUGUUGAAAGUGGACUUGCUGAAGAUGAUUUCACUGAAAUAUUUAAAGCUGUUAGAUUACCUCCAACAAUUAUGAUACCUAAAGUAGAUAAGAUUCAACAUGUAGAAUGGGUAGCCCAACAGAUUAAAAAACAUCUUAAAAAUCGGCAGUUGCCAGAUAAAUUUCGUUUGAUAUUAUUUGUUGAAAGUGCACAAGGACUUCUGGAUUUAAGAGAUAUUUGUAAAAGAGCAGUAGAGUUAUCAAAUGAUUAUCCUUUUGUAUUAGAUGGGCUUAUAUUUGGUUCAGAUGACUACUGUGCUGAUGUAGGUGCCACUAGAACUCCAGAAGCUAUUGAAUUAUUGUUGGCUCGACAACAAAUUGUUCUUAUUGCAAAAUCAUUUAGAAUACAAGCUGUUGAUUUAGUAUAUAUUGAUUAUAAAGAUUUAACAGGUUUAAAAAAACAAUCAAUUGAAGGAGUUCGGAUGGGAUUUACAGGAAAACAAGUAAUACAUCCUGGUCAAGUGCCUGUUGUUCAAGAAGCAUUUUCUCCAUCUGUUGAAAGAAUUAAUUGGGCAAGAGAACUUAUCAAAUUGUUUGAAGAACAUCAAAUAUCUGGAAAGGGAGCGUUUACAUAUAAAGGAACAAUGAUCGAUAAACCUCUUCUCCUCCAAGCACAAAAUGUCUUACAAAUGGCCAAAUUAGUAGAAGGAAAGAAUAAGCCGUUCCUCUAGUUUAGUAAGAUGAAUCUAACUAAUAAUUUCUGCAAAUCUUGAAAUUGAAUGUGUUUGUACUGUAUUUUUUAUCAACAAUUAUUUUCUUUUUUGAUAUCAUUACUUAAAUUUUAAAUAAGAAUUGAGAGUUUUUUCAUGCAGUAAAAUUUUGAUUAAAAUUUUUUAUUGCAUUGCAUCUUAAUCAUGGAUUUUUUUAAAAAUACUUUUUAAUGAAUACUGCUGUGAAAGUUUUUCUGUAUUCUAAGGAUUUGUAUAUAAAAUAUAUGUAUAUUUUAUAAUUUGAUAAUGGACAGCACGCUAAUCGUUUAUUACAAAAACUUUUAACAUAUAAGCGUUAAAUUAGACACCUAUGUCACUAAAUUGACGAGCGCUUUCGACGAUAUACACUUUCGUCUUCUUCAGGUCAUUAGAACCUUUUUUGAAUACAAAAUUUUUAAAAACAUUCCAAUCUUAAAUAGCAAAUUUGGAAUGAUAGCAACGGUAGAAUAUAAACAGAUAUUUAAAUAAAAAUAUGCGCGGUAGAAUAUAAACAGAUAUUUAAAUAAAAAUAUGCGCGGUAGAAUAUAAACAGAUAUUUAAAUAAAAAUAUGCGCGGUAGAAUA
Molecule: messenger RNA, 1718 nt
Organism: Centruroides sculpturatus (bark scorpion)
Lineage: Eukaryota; Metazoa; Arthropoda; Arachnida; Scorpiones; Buthidae
Product: citrate lyase subunit beta-like protein, mitochondrial
Exons: 7
Coding region: 64-1116 (350 amino acids)
Biological process (GO): regulation of cobalamin catabolic process
Molecular function (GO): (S)-citramalyl-CoA lyase activity
Source: RefSeq, a predicted model, not a curated record